Tetrahymena thermophila SB210 is the source of this 438-nucleotide messenger RNA. RefSeq lists its product as hypothetical. The record is from RefSeq and is a predicted model, not a curated record. The transcript has a single exon. NCBI's taxonomy places the organism in Eukaryota, Ciliophora, Oligohymenophorea, Hymenostomatida, Tetrahymenidae.
AUGGAGAGUGUUUCCUUAAGUAUUUAUAGAGCUUAUUUUCUUUUUUUAUGCAGGAGUUAUAAGAGAUAAUUAAAUAAGCUAUUAUUUGAGAGUAUGCAUGAUUGUCAGCUACAUAUUCUUUGCAUUAAAUGUUGUUACUUUAAUCAUAACUUUGUAACUUUUAGAAAUAAAAAAAAAAUCUUCAUUAUCUUUCUAUAUAUUCAAUAAUUUUUUUCCUUACUAUAUAAGCAUCGCAGCUUUAAGUUACUACGUGGAUACUUUGGGAUCUAAUCUAGCGAUAUACUAAAUAUUCAUUACCGUGUUAAUAUUUAUGGGUCUAUUAAUAGUUAAAUAUCCAAAAUUGAAGCUUAAACACUUAUUUUUAAUUAUACCUCUUUUUAUAGCAAAUAACUUUUUAAUAGCUUAGUAAAUAAUAUCAAAAAAGAAAAUUUACCUUGA